Molecule: messenger RNA, 1854 nt
Organism: Aspergillus pseudonomiae
Lineage: Eukaryota; Fungi; Ascomycota; Eurotiomycetes; Eurotiales; Aspergillaceae
Product: fungal specific transcription factor domain-containing protein
Exons: 7
Coding region: 1-1854 (617 amino acids)
Biological process (GO): DNA-templated transcription; positive regulation of transcription by RNA polymerase II
Cellular component (GO): nucleus
Molecular function (GO): sequence-specific DNA binding; zinc ion binding
Source: RefSeq, a predicted model, not a curated record
AUGAAGCGGUCGUCGGAGACUGCGUUUACACCGGAUGUGGAAGCCGAAGAGGCCGUAGAGUCCGAAGCGCCGGUUAUACACUCACCACUAAGGAUUGAUCAUGCGCGCAGCAUCUGGACCAGCCCGUUCACAUUGCCCUCGAAAACGAUCAAAAAUACCCACCGGAAUAAGCGCAGUUGGAUCUGGCUGGCUCCUUCAUCUAUGUGGUCAUUCACAGCGCGACUGACGCUGAUGAUGACUGAGAAACUCAACCAGGAAUCGCACAGCGCCCCAAAUCUCAUCGAUCGAGACAUCUAUCUCUUACAUUGGCGCCCCGCAGCACCGGACGACCAACCUGAUAUCCAUGGACUGCCGUCUUUGGACCAUGCUCUCUACUUGCUGAACACAGUGAUGUUCUACAUGGGGCAAAACUAUUUCCUGUUCGAAGAAAAGACCUUUCUGGGACAUCUCCACGAGUUCUACUACGGAGAUGCGGCUCAAAAGGCCAUGGAAUGUAAGCUAUGGUUUGUCCAAUUCCUCUUGGUGUUGGCAUUCGGAAGUGCCUUUGUUGUACAGCCUACCAAAAACACUAGGGAGCCCCCGGGAGCAAAAUACUUCUUACGGGCAAUGUCCCUCAUGCCGGAGCAUUCAACCCUGUGGAAGGACAGCGUGCUCGCUAUUGAGGUGCUGGGACUCGCAGGACUGUACUUGUAUUCCGUUGAUCAUCGAGAGUCCGCUCAUGUAUACCUGGGCCAAGCCAUACGAAUCGCACAAUUAGAGGGGAUGCAUACCCAGCUGCCUGAGGAGGAGCUCGGAGUCGACACAGUGACCCGCUGCCAUAAUCUGUGGUGGACUCUCUACCUGAUGGACCGACAUUUCUCGUCAUCUCUGGGGCUGCCGAUGAUUACCCAAGAUAGCGAUAUCACGACCUUGAUCGAUUCACCAACGGCCUCUUCGCGCAAUGCAACUCUGAGUCUUCGGGUUCGACUGUCUCAAAUGCUCUCAUUCAUUCUUUCCUCAAUCUACAAGACCGAGGAAACUCAACUCGGGAUAUUCCUCGAGCAGACGAGGUCGAUUCUCCAUACCAUGGCUGGGCUUGCCCAGGAAAUUGAAAGUGCGGUGUCAAUUGAGCUCCAGAAACCCCUUCACCGGGUGCCCAGAGAGACACGCCUGAUAAUGUUAAUAUAUCACCAGUGUGUUAUUGUUGCUACGCGCCCGCUCCUGCUCUCCGUUCUCAAAGAGCGGUUGGAGAAGUUAGGUCAUGGCGAAGAAGACUGGCAGAGCUUGCUGGUUGCUACUGAAGCACUGAUCGCGACCGGGAUCAAGUCAGCUGCAAAGACGCUGCAAUUACUGACUGAUGAAAAUGAUCUUCUAGAGGCAUUCCUGCCAUUUGACCUGGAAUACACAUAUGGAGCCGCAAUUCAUCUGAUGAUGGCACAUACCCUUUUCCCUGGGGCUGUGGAAGACUGUUCCCUCAACCAGGCGUACGCCAUUCUUGACGGGAUGAUCUACAAGGGGAACCAGGUGGCGGCCGCGCGGAAGGCUGAAUUGACGCAUCUCGAGUACCUGUUCCAAGAACUGGCCACGCGGAUUGAGCGAUGUGGUCUUCAAACCCUCACUCUACCGAGUCUACCACAGGAUGACCAUGCACUUGAAAAUUCCUCGCAACAGCGGGACAGUCAACUGCUCCCAAUACCUGAGCCAAAUCUACCGAUUGAUGGGGACCAGGAGCUCUUACCCUCCGAUCUCCCACCGACGGCCAGUAAUAUGGAAUGCCUGGAUAGUCUGGGAAUUUCAUCCUACGAGUUCUUUUCCAUUGUCGCGCAGAUUGGCCAUCAUGACUCGUAUAGCCUUCUUGAUCCUAGAGAGGCCUAG